AUGACAACCUCUUCUUCGCUCAUGCUGUACCGCCCAGGGCCAUCAAAUUCGCUAUCAACACGCUCGUACUCAAGCUCGCUCAUCUCGUCACGUCUGUUUAGCCAGCAAACCGGGACAGCAAUUGCUACCGAGCUUCUUUAUCGCAUUCUCAUUGACAUCAUCAACCGCUUCCUCUGUUCAUUCCAGCGCCUUGCAUCCCGUGGUAUUGACGAGGCAUCAUCCUGGAUGGAGCGCAAGCUGCAAGAACGUCGCGACAGACUGGAGGCCGCCAAAGCCGGUGCUGAGGAGGGCCUGAAGAUCGUUAAAGAGGUGGGCAGAUUGGCAGAAGAGCGGAGCUUCAUCACUUGCCCGAUGACGGGUCAUGCAAUGGACUCUAGGGUAGAGGGCAAGAGGGGUCCGCCUGGGCCGCCUCAGUGGGUUCGGGGAGUGCUCGCGGGUAUUGAUGAAGGAAGGAUAGCAGAGAGAGAUUUCUGGAUCCAUACACAUACCGGGUGA
Molecule: messenger RNA, 495 nt
Organism: Alternaria atra
Lineage: Eukaryota; Fungi; Ascomycota; Dothideomycetes; Pleosporales; Pleosporaceae
Exons: 1
Coding region: 1-495 (164 amino acids)
Source: RefSeq, a predicted model, not a curated record